AUGGAUAAGGUGCUAGAGAGUUCCUACGUAGGGAGCAUCAAGUCGCAUGUAGCGCAACUCGGCCCGAUUCCACAGCCGGUGCUAGUUGCCUUCGCUGGCAUUGGCGCACUCUGGCUGGGAAGCAAGCUCCUUAGCUAUCUCCAGCUUGUCAUGAGUGCAUUCGUCUACUCCGGACAUAAUCUUCGCAAGUAUGGCCGCGCCGGAUCGUGGGCCGUCGUCACCGGCGCGUCGGAUGGCCUUGGUAAAGAGUACGCCUCCCAACUCGCUGCCAAGGGCUUCAACCUCGUCCUCGUUUCGCGAACCAAAUCCAAGCUCGAGUCGCUCGCCACGGAGUUGGAAGAGAAAUAUCAUGACAAAGACAUUGAAAUCAAGAUCCACGCCAUGGAUUUCGCCAAGGACGACGAUGUCGAUUACGAGAAGCUCGCCGAUAUUGUUCGUGGCCUCGACGUUGCUAUUCUGAUCAACAACGUCGGACAAAGUCAUAGCAUACCCGUUCCUUUCCUUGAGACGCCCAAGGAAGAGCUUCAGGAUAUUGUUACUAUCAACUGUUUGGGAACGCUGAAGAUUACCCAAAUUGUUGCUCCUAUUCUCAAGCAGCGCAAGCAUGGACUAAUUCUGACCAUGGGCUCUUUUGGCGGCUGGACUCCUACCCCAUACCUGGCCACCUACUCUGGCAGCAAAGCCUUCCUCCAGCAAUGGAGCAAUGCCCUUUCGUCUGAGCUUGCUGAUGAUCACGUUGACGUUUAUCUGGUUCUUAGCCACCUGGUUACCACUGCCAUGAGUAAGGUCCGCCGCCCGAGUCUCCUGAUUCCCAAUGCCCGUAAUUUUGUCCAGGCUGCUCUUGGCAAGGUUGGUCUUGGUGGUUAUCAGACAGCUCCCAACACUUACACUCCUUGGUGGAGUCACUCUUUCAUGCUGUGGUUGAUUGAGAACGUUCCUGGCGUUAACAGCCCUGUCACCAUCUGGUAUAACAAGAAGAUGCACUUGGAUAUUCGGAGGCGGGCCCUUCGCAAGCAGGCUCGUGAAGCCAAGAAGCAGUAG
Metarhizium album ARSEF 1941 is the source of this 1041-nucleotide messenger RNA. RefSeq names its product 3-ketoacyl-CoA reductase. Gene Ontology annotation, biological process: fatty acid elongation. Gene Ontology annotation, molecular function: ketoreductase activity. The transcript has 2 exons. Bases 1 to 1041 code for a protein of 346 amino acids. NCBI's taxonomy places the organism in Eukaryota, Fungi, Ascomycota, Sordariomycetes, Hypocreales, Clavicipitaceae. Gene Ontology annotation, cellular component: endoplasmic reticulum. The record is from RefSeq and is a predicted model, not a curated record.